Messenger RNA from Oncorhynchus nerka (sockeye salmon), 5538 nucleotides. Its product is annotated as potassium voltage-gated channel subfamily KQT member 2-like. The transcript is spliced from 16 exons. NCBI's taxonomy places the organism in Eukaryota, Metazoa, Chordata, Actinopteri, Salmoniformes, Salmonidae. The record is from RefSeq and is a predicted model, not a curated record. Bases 135 to 2789 code for a protein of 884 amino acids. Gene Ontology annotation, cellular component: voltage-gated potassium channel complex; membrane. Gene Ontology annotation, biological process: potassium ion transmembrane transport. Gene Ontology annotation, molecular function: voltage-gated potassium channel activity.
CGCAAUCGCAUGGACAUUGCAAUUGCUAUUCCAGAGGGACACCGACUGCAUUUACGAGCACACACAACACUCACCAGUGAUGCUACCCCGCAACGAGAUUGAAAACUCCCGGUUUGAGUCACCUCGACUUUAGAAUGGUGCAGAAAAAUGUUAACGGUGGGGUUUACCCAACUCAAGCCGGAGAGAAGAAGCACAAAGUCGGCUUUGUCGGAUUGGACCCUGGGGCUCCCGAAUCUAGCAGGGACGGGGCGCAGCUGAUUGCGGGCUCGGAAAGCACAAAGCGGACCAGUAUCCUAUGCAGACGGAGGUCCAGUGCCAUAAGAGGUGGGAGAACGCCGAAGAAAAACCCCAGCUAUAGGAAACUACAGAAUUUUCUAUAUAAUGCACUUGAAAGACCGCGGGGAUGGGCGUUUAUUUACCACGCUUAUGUCUUCCUGUUGGUGUUUUCCUGUCUCAUCCUCUCUGUUUUCGCUACCAUCAACGAGUUCAAGAACAGUUCUGAGACUGCCUUGUACAUUCUGGAAAUAGUGACCAUCGUGGUGUUUGGAGUUGAGUACAUUGUGAGGAUAUGGGCGGCGGGCUGCUGCUGUCGCUACAGAGGAUGGAGGGGAAGGCUGAAAUUCGCCCGCAAGCCUUUCUGUGUUAUCGACAUCAUGGUCUUGAUAGCAUCUGUGUCGGUGCUGGCUGCUGGCUCCCAGGGAAAUGUCUUCGCCACCUCUGCCAUCCGCAGUCUCCGCUUCUUGCAGAUCCUCCGCAUGCUGCGGAUGGACCGGCGCGGGGGCACCUGGAAACUUCUAGGAUCAGUGGUCUAUGCCCACAGCAAGGAACUAAUCACUGCUUGGUACAUAGGCUUCCUCUGUCUCAUCCUGGCUAGUUUCCUGGUGUACUCGGUCGAGAAAGAUGACAACGACAUGUUUGAGACCUAUGCUGAUGCCCUGUGGUGGGGGCUGAUCACCCUGACCACCAUAGGCUAUGGGGAUAAGUUCCCAAAGACCUGGAAUGGACGUCUGCUGGCUGCAAUGUUCAGUAUGAUAGGAGUGGCUUUCUUUGCGCUCCCAGCUGGUAUCCUGGGGUCUGGUUUUGCUCUGAAGGUCCAGGAGCAGCACAGACAGAAGCAUUUUGAGAAGCGACGCCAACCUGCUGCUGGUCUGAUACAGAAUGCUUGGCGAUUUUAUGCUACGAAUCUCGCUCGGACUGAUCUGCUGUCGACGUGGGAUUUUUAUGAGGAGAACGUUUCUCUCCCAAUGUACAGACUCAUACCCCCCCUCAAUCAACUGGACCUCCUGAGGAAUCUGAAGGCCAAAUCCUUCAGCAGGAAGGACUCUCAGACAGAAGCCUCCCCCAGCCGGAAGCCUAGCCUAAAGGACAAGGUGCAUCCUAGUCCUUCCAAGAUGGCUGGGGCCACAGGGAGGUCCCAGUCCCCUGGGCCUGAAGACGGGGCAGAGGGAGGGCCGAGCUGGAGCUUCGCUGACAGGGCCCAAGGGGCCAUGCAUGCUUUCCGUGCCAGGGGCAGCACCUCGCGCCAAAACUCAGAGGUGCUGAUUGAAAUGCAGGAUGAAGACUUUGGACUGAAGAGUUCUCCAGAGGCUUGCCUCCCCGGGGAGGACGUUGGGGAUGAUAAGAACUGCAACUGUGAAUUCCUUCAAGAUUUAUCUCCUGGGUUGAAGGUCACAAUUAGGGCAAUAAUCAUCAUGAGGUUUCUGGUGUCAAAGAGGAGGUUUAAGGAGAGCCUACGGCCAUACGACGUGAUGGAUGUGAUAGAGCAGUACUCCGCAGGCCACUUGGACAUGCUGAGUCGGAUUAAGCAACUACAGUCCAGAGUGGACCAGAUUGUUGGUAAAGGUCCUCCAGAUAAAGGUGCCAAAGGUGGCGGUGACGGGGAGAAAGAGGAGGUGGACCCCAGCAUGAUGGGACGUAUGAUGAAAGUGGAGAAACGGGUGGGCUCCAUGGACAGAAAGUUGGAUUUCCUGGUCAACGUGUACGUACAGCGCAUGGGCAUCCCGCGCUCUGAGACAGAGGCCUAUUUCAACUCCAAGGAAGCCUACCCUGCACCCCCUUACAUUAGCCCCGAGGAUUGCAAGGAGGAGAAGCAGGAGGAGGAAAAGACGGUGAAAGAGGAGGAGAAGAAGGAGAAGAGCUGCUCCGCUGCCGAGGUCCUCCGCUCCGUGGAGAGGAAGAAGUGUUCCCCGGAGCCCAGGUCUUUGGGCACGCCCUCCGGCAGCCGCAGCCGCCCCUGCACCUCCUGGGAGCACCAGCUGCAGCACCCUCUCAGCCAGCCCGCCUGGAACAGCAGUGUGGCCAACAGCCCCUCACCUAUAGGGGGGGGCAGCGGAGAGCACUCCCCCUCUCUGUUCCGCCUGCCACCCCCUCCCCCACCCAUCCACGAGCGCUCAUCCUCCGGGGCAGGAGGGAGCAGUAGCCGGGAGGGCUCCUCCCAGGGCAGGAAGCGCAACAGGAGGCAGAGGCGUCAGCCAGACGUGGCCCCGCUGCCCACCGCGGAGAGUGACACGUCCCUGUCCAUCCCAUCAGUGGACCACGAGGAGCUGGAGCGCUCCUUCAGUGGGUUCAGCAUCUCCCAGGCCAAGGAGGACUUCUUUGGGGCGUCGUUCUUCAAUGGGGUGGCUGCAGAAACAGGGGCAUCUCUCUGCGCCAGGGUUAGACCCUUCAUUGCUGAGGGUGAAUCAGACACAGACUCUGACCUGUACACCCCUGGCGGCCCCUCGCCCCUCUCCUUCAGCGGUGAGGGGGCAGGGGGGUAUGGAGACAGAAUCUGGCCACCUCUCAAGUAGGCUAGGAUCAGAAUAACUGGCCCCUAGUAUGAGCUGGGAUGGAUUGAGAUAUGAGGGGAGGAUCAAGAAGAUUGCAUAUGUUAACGCUAGUCACUGAAACUUUCACAAACAAAAAAUGGCCCAAUUGAAUCUGUCUUGUGUGAUUGUAUGUGUAUGACCAUUGAGGUAUUCAGAGUUGUUUUAGAUAGGGUGUCAAAUGCUUGAGUUGAUGCUUUUCAUGUGAACUGAAGCCGAUUUUAAGUUAAAAGAUUAAUAUCUACUGCGCUUUCUGAACACUCAGUGAUUUCUCUGGACCAAAAAAUGUGGGGGGAUAUUGGAAGAUAUGUCGAUACAGUAGCCCGUCAGUCGGCUAUACCUACAGUACAAGUCACCUACUGUAUGUUUAGGUUAUGCUGAGCCUUCGAAAAUGAUCACUGCCUUGUUGGUUUUAUUCCAGUAUGACACGAUUUUAUUAGAAUUUAAUUGUUGCUAAUAGUUUUCAUUCUGAAUAUGGCACUCAGUUACAUCAGUGGCAUUAGUAUAUGAUUUAAUCAUGAAUUUUUGCGGCAAAUUCAGUAUAAUUCUAAAAGCCAAACUGUAAUGUGCUGAUGGGUUGUGUGCUGUGGUUUAUGUACUGUUGUCCUUGGUAGAAAACAUUAUCGCAAACAAAUAGAGAAUACUGUAGAUGCAGCAGCACAACCCUUCUGAAGCGUAUGGUCUUAUUAAACACUGCGCUGACUCCUGGAAACGCAUGUCUUAAAUGAGUUCUGCAGAGUAAUACACAACGUACAGUUCUACACUCUUAUUUAACCGCACGAUGACAGAGCGAGAUGACAAGAUUCACAUGACAUGAUUUUUAAGAGGAGGAGUUGUAGAACUGAGACACAAGCUAGUAGGUAGGCUUUCUACUUUUGAGAUUUCAUCAAUAAUAUCUUACUGGUGGUGUCUGUUAAAUAUGUCAAGUCAAUUUCUUAAUUAAAAAAAAACUGCACGAAAAUAAUAAUAAAUGAACUGCAUGGCAUGUACAACAGAAUAGUUGCUUUAGAUAGGAUGUGUAUGACUGUGGCAAGUAGGAACCAAACUAAAUUACAUUCCUCAACCAUUUCCUCAACCAUUCCACAGAUGAUCGAACAGGAAAAUAAAACCAAGCAACAUUGCAUGAUUGACUUCAACUUAAAUAUAUACACUGCCGUUCAAAAUGUUGGGGUCACUUAGAAAUGUCCUUGUUUUUGAAAGAAAAGCACAUUUUUUGUCCAUUUAAAAUAACAUCAAAAUGAUCAGAAAUACAGUGUAGACUUUGUUAAUGUUGUAAAUGACUAUUGUAGCUGGAAACUGCAGAUGUAUUUUUAUUUUUAUGGAUUAUCUACAUAGGUGUACAGAGGGCCAUUAUCAGCAACCAUCACACCUGUGUUCCAAUGGUUGUGUUAGCUAAUCCAUGUCUAUAAUUUUAAAAGGCUAGUUGAUCAUUAGAAAACCCUUUUGCAAAGCUGAAAACUGUUGUCCUGAUUUGAGGCAAUAAAACUGGGCUUCUUUAGACUAGUUGAGUAUCUGGAGCAUCAGCAUUUAUGGGUUCGAUUACAGACUCAAAAUGGCCAGAAACAAAUAACUUUCUUCUGAAACUCGUCAGUCUAUUCUUGUUCUGAGAAAUGAAGGCUAUUCCAUGCGAGAAAUUGCCAAGAAACUGAAGAUCUCGUACAAUGAUGUGUACUACUCCCUUCACAGAACAACGCAAACUGUCUCUAACCAGAAUUGAAAGAGGAUUGGACAGCCCCGGUGCACAACUGAGCAAAAGGACAAGUACGUUAGAGUGUCUGGUUUGAGAAACAGACGUCUCACAAGUCCUCAACUGGCAGCUACAUUAAAUAGUACCUCUAAAACACCCAUCUCAACGUCAACAGUGAAGAGGCGACUCCAGGAUGCUGGCCUUCUAGGCAGAGUUGAAAAGAUAAAGCCUUAUCUCAGACUGGCCAAUAAAAAUGGAAUAUUAAGGUUGGCAAAAGUACACACACUGGACAGAGGAACUCUGCCUACAAGGCCAGCAUCCUGGAGUCGCCCCUUCACUGUUGACAUUGAGACUGGUGUCAAAAAAUUUGCAGUUUUUUUCCAAAAACGAGAUUUCUAAGUGACCCCAAACUUUUGAAUGGUAGUGUAUGUAAUGGGGCUAAGAAUUUGGAACAUUUCUGUAAAUGCAGUCUUGCUUGCAAAUGUUUGUCUCUUUUCAGGCACAUUAUCAGAUUCAUUCAAAGAAUAUGAAGACUUUAGUAGUUGCUAGUUAUAAUUUCAUGUCACUGAAUGAGACACGAAGAAAAACAUACAUUUGAAUGUAACCCCAAUGCACUUUAACUCACACGUUUUCUAUGUUAUUCAGUUUCAUGUUCAUAAUUCAAAUGAAGAAAAGAGAGCAGAACUAGAAAUGCAAUAUGAAAAGAAUAAGGUAAAAAUAAGCAGUCAAGCAUUGUCAAUAUGUUUAGUAGCAUCAGAGGUCCAUCAUCAAAACCUUAAUUACUUUCCCCAACUGAGACAUAAAUGUUACUGUCAGAACCACCCAUUUGCCUUUUCUGUCUAUGCCAUUACAUGAAGCCAAAAUACUGCAGUCUCAGAACCACCAUACUAGGCACUGUUCACAACUAAAGAUAAAAGAGCAAUGUUAUUUGUCCAAAUAUAUGCUUGCCGGAAUGUUACAACCCAAAGAAAUUACCACAGCUUUUACAUCUGUAAUAUCUGUAGUUAUGUACCUGCGUUGACAAAAAUAAAUGUUGUACAUCACUGG